Messenger RNA from Mytilus trossulus (common blue mussel), 2699 nucleotides. RefSeq lists its product as uncharacterized. Gene Ontology annotation, biological process: protein monoubiquitination. Gene Ontology annotation, molecular function: zinc ion binding; ubiquitin protein ligase activity. The record is from RefSeq and is a predicted model, not a curated record. The coding region runs from base 94 to 1788 and encodes 564 amino acids. The transcript has 2 exons. Lineage: Eukaryota; Metazoa; Mollusca; Bivalvia; Mytilida; Mytilidae.
CGUGAUUUUAUUUUAUUUGCCUGUAUAUGCAUAUGUUAUCAGGUUAAUAGUGAUUGAUUGUAAAGAAAUUAUCGAUUUCAAAGCAGGAAUAGUAUGGCAGAGAGUAUUGCAGUUAAUUGUGAACCUUGUGGGUAUGAUGGUUUAUCAAAGUCUGCUCAUUUAUGGUGUAAUGACUGUGGAGAAGGCUUCUGUGAAGAAUGUGUCAAAGACCAUAAAAGGACAAAAUUACUACGAUCCCACCACUUGAUUUCAAUAACUGACUACAUGAACAACACAGAGCUGGUCAAUGAUGACAACUGUGAGAGUCACAAAGAGCCAUUUGAAUUUUUCUGCUCACAACAUGACUCAAUACUUUGCCUAAAAUGUUUCCAAGACCAUCACAGUAAUUGCAAAAUAUCUAAGCUGUCAGAAGUUACAAAAGGAUCCAAAACUUCUACUGCACUAGCAGAUCUUGAAAACGAGAUUCAAAGUACGAGUCAAAACUUUGAUGAAUGUCAAGAGAAGGAAGACAAAUAUACUACUGAUUUGAAAGACCAAGAACAAAGUAUCCGAGAUGAAGUUAUUGAUAUACGUCGCAAAAUAAACAACCACUUAGACCAGUUACAGAAAACUCUUCUAAGAGAUCUUGGUUUGAAAUAUAACAAUUGCUCUACAAAUGUAACCGAGUAUUUUUCUGCUGUUAAGGUAAAAAAUGCCGACAUAAAAGCGCUACACAUUCGUAUUUCUAACAUGAAGAAGUAUGCAUCUGAGAAACAAGUCUUCAUUGGAAUACGGCAAAUAGGAAAUCUAUUUAAUAAACAUAAACAAGACAUUGAGAAAAACUUACAGAGAGAGACAAAGUUCGAUUUAGAAUUAACAACGAAUGAUGUUGAAAAGUCUUUACUUUCAGACCUCAAAUCAUUUGGUGAUAUUGUCGUCCGCGAAAGUUCUGACACGUUUAAGUUCGUCGAUCGUUCAAAGAAACAAGCACAACUCAACAUUCUGAAACAUGACUCAAUCGAUAGAAUCAAUCUGCAUCUUCAUCAAUCGAUAGAGAUAACACGUCUACCAGGUCAGGCAAUGUCUCUGACUCCUUGUGUUAUUCUUCCUACAAAGCAGCUUGCAUUUGCUGAUGAAAUGUAUAACAGACUCGUAUUUUAUAACGGCGACGGGAGUUUCAGUGGUAAGAUUGAAGUCGGUGAAAUACUUGAUCUUACGCCUAUUGAUAGUAAUCACAUAGCUGUUCUUGUCGAUGGACAUAUUAAGAUAGUGGAUAUCAAUACAAAGAAGAUAGAAAGGACUAUUAAUGAAUGCAAUGAAGCUGAAUGGGGAAUAUACUAUGGAAACGGAAAGCUGUACGUUGCGGGGGAAAGACGCAUAAAGAUGAUUUAUUUGGAUGGAACUGGUUUGCAAUAUGUUCCUGUAAAAUUGGAUGGGGUUUAUAAUGUAGCAGUACACAAUGAUCAGAUAUUUUGUGUAAGCUUGAAUACUGAAACUAUUUAUGCUAUUGACCAUGCUGGUAAUCAAUUAUGGACAUUUCAUGACAAUCGUUUACAUAGUCAAACAAUCUUUAGGUAUUGUGUUUCUACUUCAUUAGAUGUGGAUAAGCAUGGUAACGUUUUCAUUGUUCUACCAGACUAUGAUCAGGUUCUAGUAGUAUCUAGUGACGGAAAACAUCACCGUGAUAUUCUGGACAAAUCAAAUAAUCUUAAUGGUCCAAACGGGAUUUCUUAUUGUCGAGAAACUGACCAACUGUUAGUUUGUAACAUAAGCAACGAAGUUGCGUCAAUUUAUGACAACAUAAUUUGAUUGCAUUUAAAGUGAUUACAUCUAUUUAUGUAAUCUUUUGUUAUCGUCACAGUCAACUGCAACAAUCUGUAGGGACACAAUUGUUUUUGAGUCUACCGCAAAUUCAUGUUAUGAAAUAUCUAAGUGCAAAUUUCUGGACAAAAAAUACUUUAUACGACUUCCUCUCGUAUCAUUUAAACAGAAUGAUUUGUAUUUUAAAUUAUUAACCAUACAUGUAAGGGAAUUUUCUUAAAUUUAGAAAGUUUUUUUUUAGUUCCUUAUUUAGUUUAGGGUAAAAGGCCAUGAGACAGCAAUCCUACAAUAAGAAUAACAAAAAAUAGUGGAAGGGAAAUAUAGUCCACAACACUACACAAUUGUAAUUAAAACUUGUCAAUUAAAAAAAACCCAUCAGAACAAUUAACUUUUAAAAUAAGACAUAACAUUAUAAAUGCUAUGGGUUAUGACACACACCAACGUUGUUCAUUUGGAUUUCAUUCUAAGAGAUAUGGUACGUGAAGGAAAAAGAUACCCAAUCAGCCUUACCUUUAUAAAUUCAUUUUUUUCCCAAUAAAAUAGUUGACUGUAAUGUGAAGAUGUUCUUACAGACACAAAUGUAAAAACAGCAAAAUAUAAUGUUUUAUUACAGUAUAAGAGGUAUACGAGAGAGAAUACUUUAUAUGUAGAAAAAAAUACAACAAUAAAUAUUUGAGAUAAGAAUUUACUUUAAUGUAACAAAUGAAUAUUCAAACAAAUCCAAUAAUUUUACAUUUGUACCUACGAAAUUUGAGAAGAUGUUUCGAACUGAUUUAGUUAGGACGUUAUUUUAUUUAACUUGAUUAUAGGUAAUACAGGAGGCAAAUUGACUCAUGUUAUUUUGUGGUUUAGGUUGUAAGUAGCUGUGUAUUUGGAAAUAAAGCAAGUCAAAUUAAUCA